GUCACUAAAAUUCCUUCAUUCCUUUAUUGACCCACGAUAAUUUUAUUCCCGGAUUCAAAAACAGAUGUCGGAAGUCAAAUAAUAACGCUCAGCCAGAGUAAUUCCUCCUGUUUUCCUUUGAAUUUUUAUCGAAUCCAUAUAGCAGGGUUGGAUCUCUACGCCUUCGAUGACAGACAAAUAAAUUUGAUGUAUUAUGGGGGUUAUCUCGUUUUACAGAGGCAACCUGCACAAGGUUCCUGACACUCCCAGGCGAUGGCCCAUCCCAAAACCUUCCAUUUCGCUUCACGACUUCAAAAUACUUUUGGAGAAGCGUAGCAGAGCCCUUGAACGCUUGCAACUAAAUGCUCACGAGGAUGACGACGAAGAAGCCGAGGGUAUGGGAGACAAUGACUGCACAAAAGAAGAAGACCCUUCACUUCUUCAAGAAAAUAAGCGCAAAAGAGAAACUGCCGAAUUAGAGGAUCAUUCUGAGAGGGCUACAAAGUGCUCUAAAUUUAACGAAGCGGAGGAGGAGAAAGGGCAUGCCGAUUUUCCAAUGGAAUGCGAGCCCCAAAUUGUGUCUAAAGAUGGGAGGGACGAUGCGCCUGAAUUACAUCCAAACUUCUCUGACUCUGCCAAAUCAAAAAAAUCCAAUGCAGAAGAAAUGGAUGUGGACUCCCACAAGCAGGAGCCCUCAGGGCCUGUGUCGGAGGACAAGACUAUAAAGGAUGCUAAGCCUGCCCAAGAGGCACAUAAGAACCCAGAGGAGAUUGCCAACAAAUUGAAGAGGAAACAUGAGUUGGAGUCGAAGUUGAAGGAUUUGACAGAAGAGAAACAUCAUCUUGUUCAGAUGCUCAAGCAUAUUCUGAGUACCGAAGAAGAAAUGAAGAAACGAAGUCAGGUGGCACUACAGACAUCUGCGAUGAACAUGUCCCUUCCUUCUCAGGGAGAAGCUACAGUUGAUGUUGGCUCCCACACAAAGCAGGCUGGCCGUAGAGUACGCACAGAACUGAACUGUUAUGGUGAUCUUGAAGAAGGAGAGCUGGAGGAUGUUUGCACCCCAAGUCCACAUUCACACAACUUACAUGUUAAUGGUCCCACAGGCCCUUUAGGUUCUGUAUCUGGGCGUCAGCCAAAUAGCUUGCAGCAACCAAGCCCGUCAUCCCAACAGUUGAAGACCAGCUUAUCUGCUUCUUGUCAUUCUCAACAUAAUACAACUUCAUCAGGCCUCAUGCCCAGCCCGUCGCUGCUAGGAGCACAUGGAUCACAUACACAAAAUGUACAUAUCCCAUCAGUAUCAGUUUCUGCAGCUCAGAUUGGAGUCUCUUCACCAUCUCCAGCAACAUCAAGUGGCACAUCUAUCUUUCGGGAUACACGCCGGACAAGCCCAUCAUGGAAUCAGAGAUAAUUACAAUUAAUAGGUUCUAACAUUGGGAAGCAGAUGUUACAAGCUUUAUAACUACAUGAAAUCUGGCUACAUAUAUGAUGCAGAGUGUAACCUGAUUUGACAUUUCUUCACAAACUUGAACUAGAAAAGGAACUCUUUGAUUAUAAAGGACUUGUCCAGGGAACAUCUUUUUAAAUGCAAAGAUGACUGAAUCAUUUGUUUAAAUAAUUUUUUUAAACAAAUAACUAAAGAUCAAUGAUUAUUGGCAUGCUAAUGACUGCUGCAAUUAUAACA
Molecule: messenger RNA, 1660 nt
Organism: Cryptomeria japonica (Japanese cedar)
Lineage: Eukaryota; Viridiplantae; Streptophyta; Pinopsida; Cupressales; Cupressaceae
Exons: 4
Coding region: 194-1387 (397 amino acids)
Cellular component (GO): chloroplast
Source: RefSeq, a predicted model, not a curated record